GUCAAAAGGAACAAUUACCAUAUUGCGUAGUUUUGAACCUUCAAUAAUCAAUUCAAUUCGUACGUAUAUAUAAAUAUAACGUUAUUGAAAAUAAUGGCAUUCCCGGUUUGUAUUUUUGUUUUGUAUACGACUUAUGUAUUAUUAAUAGAAAGUGUCACGAUGUAAACGUUUUAAAAUGAAAAUACGUUUAGAAACAUAAACCAAACCCAUAAAUUGUGUUUAGCGUGGCUUACGCCUAGUCAAAGACUGGAGAUCAGCCUCACUGUUGGUACCGGUGUUGCGUUGCCUCGUCGGGCAGACUUCACAAUGGGCCGUUGAGCGAAUCACAGCGUAAGCACGUUUGUUAAAAAUAAAAAAAAAAUUAAAAAGUGCUCAAAUUGUAGUCAUACGUGCGGCGGAUACAUUUUGAGAGUUGUUUUUAAAAUAAAUAAAAUUAUCGUUGCUCGCCGGGAAGGCGACAAGGCAAGCUGGGAAUAUAAAGGGAUGACAGCAAACCUUGUGGAGCGUGGUGGAGAAAAAAAGGAAAAGAGACAGAGAGAACUGGAGCCAGACAUCCAAUCCAUUGGCAAGCGCUUACGCAGAGGUGUCUUGGCCCCCCCUGAAAGGAUAUUAGGAAAGCCUCCUGCUGGAGACGGAAUGAGGGGGAUCACGGUGCCGGGGCUGCGGGAGGAGGACCUUUUAUAUCACAGUAGAAGAGAUGACAAGAGCAGCUCCAAUCCAAGCAUAGUUGUAAGGAGUAGUUUGAAUUGUGGGGUAAGCCUUUGUCUUAAUGGUGGAACUUGCGUCCCAAACCCAGUGAGCUCGUUGGGAUUUUUUUGCGUGUGCAUUCCAAGCAGAGCUGGAGAAUUCUGUGAGAAAUCUGUUGGAGGUGUCAUCAGCUAUUCUGCCCUAGCUCUUAUCAUUACGGGGGUCAUUCUCAUAUUGAUUUUGGUCCUUGUGUCAUGCUGUGCUAUUUUUGGUCUGUAUAUCAAGGAAAGAGAUCGUCUGGUCAGUUCUUUAACGGAGAAAGGAUCUGCUCUUGGUUUCUGCUCAGGUGAACGCCCCACAUCUCAGUCACUCAACCCUGUCUCCCAGUCCCACCUUCGUGAGCAUCGGUACUCAAAACAAAGCGGAAGAUCAUCUAAUGCUCCAGCAAGCAAAUCAAAUGCACAACCAGCAACCUCUUCAGUCAUACAGAGUUACAAACCGUCUACUGCAACACCCAGCUCUGCCAAACAGCCCAUGCCAGGUACAAAUACAGAAAUGGCUUCUCAGUGGCAAAAAGCAGGUAUGCAAACUUACAUGCUAUCUGGUUUUCAUGGAACAUCAACAGUCAGAAAGGUAAUGCCACAAGAGCCCUCUGAUGAUAACUGGAGUUCAAGAGACUUGGGGACUACUGAAAGAACUAUUCCUACCUGUAGGGCAAUCAAAGCCAACAGCAGUUCUCCAAAAACUUCCAGUGAUUUUCGGGAAAUGGACAGCGAGAGGGAGGUUGAAGACCACAGCCCACAUCUGAGGUCAUCAUCCAGUCCUGUGACCUAUGAGAAGCUGAUGAACAUGAUGCACAUCUACUUUGAAGCCAUCAACACCUCAGACCCAGUCUCUCCAGCCGGGCCCAGCAUGGAGUACUCAAAACAAAGCAGAAGAUCAUCUAAUGCUCCAGCAAGCAACUCACAUGAACAACCAGCAACCUCUUCAGUCAAAAAGACUGAUGCAGGGCCAUCUGGUGUUCAAGGGACGUCAACAGUCAGAAAGGUAAUGCCACAAGAGCCCUCUGAUGAUAACUGGAGUUCAAGAGACUUGGGGACUGCUAAUGAAAGAACAAUUCCUACCUGUAGGGCAAUCAAAGGCAGAAAUUAUGCAGAAUCUUCCAAUGAUUUUCGGGAAAUGGACAGCGAGAGGGAGGUUGAAGACCACAGCCCACAUCUGAGGUUAUCAUCCAGUCCUGUGACCUGUGAGAAGCUGAUGAACAUGAUGCACAUCUACUUUGAAGCCAUCAACACCUCAGACCCAGUCUCUCCAGCCGGGCCCAGCAUGGUCAGUCCACCAGGAGCAAAGAGCUGCAGGGCCAAUUCACCAAACAUGCAGAGCUUCAAUGCAACUGCAAAAAGAUCAGACAGCACCGCCUCGCAAUGUGGGUCUGCUCAUUCCUCACCCAAUAGCCCUGUCAUUAACUGGCCUGUCUUAGAUUCAGGACGGCACUACGAGCACAUUGCACACUGCACGUGGAGCGACAGUGAUGAGGAAUCCGAAAAUUAAUUGCUAUUGCCGUGACCCUGAUGUUUUAUAAGAUAGUGAAUUUGUUGUUAUUAGCUAUUAAGAGAGAUAUAAAAGAUCAUAAACUUAAGUCUGUAUCUUUCUUUUGACAGCCAUUUGGGUCCAGAUCCAUAUCUUGUAGUGUUUGGAUAUGGAUAAUUAAAGACCCAUCACCACUUUCAUUAAAAAAGCCAAACUUUUAAAAGAGGGGGCCAAGUUAGACCCAGUUAUUUCACCUGCAAAGGUCUUGCCUUUUUAAUUAUUUGUUCUUGCUUGGACCUUUUUUUUUAUAGACAACAAAUGAUACCUUUACAACAUGUUUUUGUGUGUGUGUGUGUGUGUGUGCGUGUGUUGUUUCAAAAUAUUCAAUAAAACAUUACAAAUAGAAAAUAUUUU
Molecule: messenger RNA, 2631 nt
Organism: Acipenser ruthenus (sterlet)
Lineage: Eukaryota; Metazoa; Chordata; Actinopteri; Acipenseriformes; Acipenseridae
Exons: 8
Coding region: 484-2238 (584 amino acids)
Source: RefSeq, a predicted model, not a curated record